Molecule: messenger RNA, 687 nt
Organism: Cinara cedri
Lineage: Eukaryota; Metazoa; Arthropoda; Insecta; Hemiptera; Aphididae
Source: the annotation of a GenBank genome assembly
AUGAAACCGAAAAAGACCGUGGAAUCGGACGAGGAAAUGAUCGCGGAAACGAAACUGCAUCAGGUUACCGAGAAGAAAAAGCAAUUGACCUAUUCGAUUAGUUGCGAUAACACGAAAAGCGAGGACACUUGCGUUUCCGAAAACCUGCGACCCCACGUGGAAGGCGCCGGCGCGGGCCAAGACGCGGCGGACGACCAGGACCGGCCGCUGGAGGAGCCGCUGCCGUUGGACGGCCGCCAGUGCGCGUCCGGCGAGACGGCGUUGGAGCGACGGCACCGCGCGAACGUCUUGGAGGCCCUUGUCCUGCUCCGUGUGGCCGCGCAAAAGAAAGUCCGGCAGCUGCGCGCCGACUGCCGCUGCGACUGUAUACCGGCCGCCGAGCGCAAGUACCUCGCGAACCGGUUCGCGGAGACGACGGACCGGGUGGACGAGUGCAUUGUCCAGAUGAUCCGUUCCCGGCGGUUGGGCGGCGGCGCCGCGACCGGGCAUUCCUCGCUGACGAUCGCCGGCAUGUACGCCAGCGUGUACCGGCUUGAAAACCGGUACAACAUGGACCGGCAGCGGUACAUCGACGCACUGCCGGUGACCGGGUCCGGUAACCGGCGUAACUGCGGGCUGUUCAACGGCUGUAAGGACAUCAUGCGUUUCUUGUGCCGCGACAAAAGCACCAAGGAGGAUAAAAAAUGA